AUGGCUUCUGGAGCUCCCCCCAACUACUAUGCUAUCCUUGAAGUAAAUGAGAAUGCAAGUACACAACAGAUUCGAGAUGCCUACAAGCGCGCUGCUUUAAAGACGCAUCCUGACCGUGUCGCUGGUGAUUCCCCAGAGCGAGCCGAGCGGACUCGCAAGUUCCAGCUCGUUAACGAUGCCUACUUCACCCUCUCCGAGCCCACACGCCGUCGUGAGUACGACGCCCAGCGCAAGCUCUUCAAUACUGGCACCACCCCCACAGAUCCCUUCGAUGACAUCCCCGAGACAGAAACCGAGGGCGGGGCUGGACCACGCCAGAGCCCAUACUCAUGGGCAUGGAACUUCUUCACCAACCAAGCCACAGGGGGUCAACCCCCUCAGGACCGUGGACAGACCGAGAAUGCGCAGUUCGGUGAUGUGUUUGAGGAGAUGAUGCGCGAGGAGGGCAUGGCCGAGGGCGGGGAUAACCACCCUACCGGCAGAUUCUGGAGUAUGCUGGGUGGUGCUAGUGGUGGCGCCCUAGGCUUUAUCGUUGCCAACGUGCCAGGUCUCGUUGCGGGCGCCGUGGCAGGAAACAGGUUGGGAGCUGUUCGUGACGCCAAGGGGAAGAGCGUGUACUCUGUGUUCCAGGAACUUCCUCAGAACGACAAGUCAAGACUGCUCAGCCAGUUGGCUGCCAAGGUGUUUAGUCACGCUGUCGGUAUUUGA
This is a messenger RNA of Fusarium venenatum, 708 nucleotides long. RefSeq names its product DnaJ domain-containing protein. The record is from RefSeq and is a predicted model, not a curated record. Lineage: Eukaryota; Fungi; Ascomycota; Sordariomycetes; Hypocreales; Nectriaceae.